AUGGACUACAGGAUUCUCGUCUUUACUUUUUUUCUCCUGGUCGCCAAAGUAGCGGAGUUGAACAAUCACCCAGUAAAAGGUCAUGUUGCUGACUAUUUGAAAUCCGCUAAAUGGAGACACAUCAAGACGUACGCAAAGAUUCACAAGCCGAUAUCAUUGGACAUAACGUCUAACUACAGACUUCCUGCUGGAACGAUUUUGUAUGGAUUCAGACAAUCACGUGACUGUGAAGAAAUUCUGAAGAGGAAUUUCCACACCAGAGGAAGAGACGGGGUGUACACAAUCUACUCAGACAAGAAAAUUCCAACAAAGGUCUACUGUGAUAUGACCACAGACGGAGGAGGAUGGACGGUAAUACAGAGGAGAUUUAACGGUCAAACGAAGUUUGAUCGAAACUGGAAUGAUUACAAGAGAGGAUUUGGUGAGGUAAAGAAGGAAUAUUGGCUAGGAAAUGACAAAAUCCAUACCUUGACCAGCGGAAGAAACCAGGAAAUGCGUAUUGAUAUGGGGAAAUUCACUGGAUCCAUGGUGUAUGCUCGGUACUCACAUUUCUCUGUUGGGAGUGGAUCUUCUAAAUACAAAUUGUCCAUCGGCGGCUACAGCGGAAAUGCAGGAGACAUGAUGAUACAAGCUCAUAACCUGAAUGGUAUGUACUUCUCAACAAAGGAUAGAGACAAUGAUCGUUAUAAACCCCGAAAUUGUGCAGGGAACCAUUACACUGGUGGGUGGUGGUACAAUAGGUGCUCAUACUCAGCUCUCAAUAGCGAUUACCAAACGUCCAACAGGAAAACCCAUCGUGGUCUCUUCUGGGGAACAAAUUAUGAAAACAUGAAGUCUACUAAAAUGAUGAUCAGAUCCAAGAAAUAAGAAAAGAUUGUAAUUUCUUUGAAAUGAAUAAA
Ostrea edulis (European flat oyster) is the source of this 899-nucleotide messenger RNA. Its product is annotated as fibroleukin-like. NCBI's taxonomy places the organism in Eukaryota, Metazoa, Mollusca, Bivalvia, Ostreida, Ostreidae. The record is from RefSeq and is a predicted model, not a curated record. The transcript is spliced from 6 exons. Bases 1 to 867 code for a protein of 288 amino acids.